Messenger RNA from Egretta garzetta (little egret), 2621 nucleotides. RefSeq names its product ring finger protein 168 (gene RNF168). Gene Ontology annotation, cellular component: nucleus; site of double-strand break. Gene Ontology annotation, molecular function: ubiquitin-protein transferase activity; nucleosome binding. The transcript is spliced from 7 exons. The record is from RefSeq and is a predicted model, not a curated record. The coding region runs from base 440 to 2275 and encodes 611 amino acids. NCBI's taxonomy places the organism in Eukaryota, Metazoa, Chordata, Aves, Pelecaniformes, Ardeidae. Gene Ontology annotation, biological process: protein ubiquitination; double-strand break repair.
CCCGGUAUUUUUAUCCCUUUGGCUGCGUGUGUCUUUUAUUCACUGUUCCGCAGUAUUUCUGGGCCAAGUUGAAAAAUCUGCGAGGAGGGCUGGUGAUAGAAAGGCUGGCUGAUCCCUGCUGUGUUAAGCUGUACAGGAAGACGCUGAAGCGUUGAACACAUUGGUUAGUUCUUUGCUUAUAUUAACAAAAAGUCUUUUGACUUUUUAGUCCCAGCUUAAGCAAAUGAACGAACGAGAAAGAGCCUCAUCUCCUCCGAUGCAUAGGGAUGUUGUAUUUCACCUUGAGAACGUGCUGGAAGCAAGUCUGUACCAGGAGCAGCUUUUGAAUGACAUGCAUAUACUGAAAAAUUGACUGAAUGGAAGGUUAAGGAAACUGUGGUAACGUACCCAGCGAAGGUACUGAUAUUGUACUAGUCUUGCUCCUCUACUUCGAGUCAGCAUGUCGAAGAAAUCAGAGGCCCCGCUUGCCUUGUCUGACUGCCUCUGCCAAAUCUGCAUGGAGGUCUUGGUGGAGCCCGUGACGCUGCCAUGCAACCAUACCCUCUGUAAUUCCUGUUUCCAGCUGACCGUUGAAAAGGCCAGUCUUUGUUGCCCUUUUUGUCGGCGUCGAGUCUCUUCCUGGGCACGAUACAAUGCCCGCAGAAAUACUCUGAUCAACUGGGAACUCUGGGAAAAGAUUCAGAAGAAUUACCCGAAGGAGUGCGAGCGUAGGAUUAACGGACAGGAUUUGGAAGAGGAAAUUUUUGUCCCCCAUCCACAACACCAGCUGAGCAAGCCUGGGGAACUGAGGCAGGAAUAUGAAGCAGAGAUUAGCAAGGUGGAGGCAGAAAGGCGAGCACAUGAACAAGAGGAGAACAAGGCAAGUGAGGAAUACAUUCAACGGCUGCUAGCUGAAGAGGAGGAGGAGCAGAGACUGGCAGAAGAGAGACGGAGGGAGAUGGAGAAACAGCUGAAACAAGAUGAAGAGUUGGCCUGGCAGCUGAGCAACAGUCUGAAUGAUGAUUCCAAAGGACGUGUGCUCAGCAGCCCUUUGCCAGCAGACAGUCUCUCAUCUGAAACAUCCCCAGCUCAUUUGUACAAGACAAAGAACAAAGCAAGCAACUCUGGAGACAUUCAGAAGUAUCUGUCUCCAAAGCUUCAUUGUGCAUCGGGAUCAGCAUCAUUCUCUAGAACAACAGAAAGAGGCAGGAGUGACUCUGGCUGUGUGGAGGCCAGCAGCAAUGAAGUCAGCAGUUCUGCUUGGCAAGAUGAGCAAGAGGAAAUACCAACCCUGUCUCCACAGCUGACGGAUGUAAUUAAAGAUUCCAGUGCUAAGGAUUCGUUUUUGGAAGCAUGCAUGAACUAUUUCAGUGCCUUGGCUUCAGGGGAAACCGCCACUGUCAAGCAGGAAAGAACACCAGGACCAGAUUGUCUAGGAGAUGAAGUUCCAGAUGCUCUUCAUGGAGGCACAAAAGGGGAAGGGUCUAGAACAGUUCUUCGUAGACCCAAAGGAGAUGAUGGAGUUGAGUCAGACAGUGGCAGUGUAACACAUGUGGAAAGCAUAGACCCUGAAAACUGUAAUGAAACUUAUACCUGUAUUCAGUCAGCAACAAAUUCUGUGAUGUCUGACAGCGAAAGUGUAAUUUGUGAUCUCACGAAGGUGGCUAGACACUCAGAUGGAGAGAAACCAGAGGGGCUGCAGAACACUAAGGAGACUCCCAAAAGAAAGUCGCUGGAUCCACCAGCUGAAGAAGCAGUGGGUGACUUGUGCGUGCUUGAUAAGAGGAGAAGAACUUUUCCGGAAAGUUUAGAGGACCAAAGGGAGCAGAUAAAUGAUUUUAACUUGCAAAUGCAGAAAGCAUUUGAGCAGGAGUUCUAUGAAAGGCGUAUGCAAGAGGAGCAGGACAGGCUUCUGGCUCUGCAGCUACAAAAACAGAUCAAUAAGGAGGAAAGAACACUUAAUCGACAAAAGGGCUCUCCAGAUGAGUACCUUCUUCGCACCAAACCGCCUCAGUCUGGGAAAGACUCUCCUGCUAGAAAGAGAAGUUCUAAGAUGGCAAAAGACUCAAAGGUACCAAAAAAACAGGCUGAAACAAAUCACCGCAAGACUCGGAAAGGUUCUUGCAAUGAAAACUGGCAGUCCCCUACCAGAGUCCGAAUGAAAUCGCCCAGCAUCAAGGGAGGAAAAGUUUUGAAUUGUGUGGUUAAUACCAGCGACACAAAUGAUAUUUGUUCGCUACCCAAGAAUACGCAAAAGACGAUCCUUCAGAUGUUUAAAAGCUCUGUUGCGGAGUAGAUCAACAGAACCACUGACACAUGGUGGAAUGAGAAUUAAAACCAUGGUAAUGCUUUCUCCUAUGUUAACCAAAGUUUUCUGUAAACAGUUUUAAAGUUGUUGGUUUUGAGGGCGUUUGGUUUGAGUCACAAAGUUGUGUGUUCUGAGUUUUGGUAGCAUACAACCCCAGACUUUAAAAAAUUUUAAUUGGUCUUCCUUGACUACAGCUUAUUUUCUAGCACUUGCAUUUACAUAAUAUUGAAUGUGAAUGCUGUUAGUGUUUAAAAUCCAAAAUAACUGAGGGUCUUAUCUUAGAAUUUGGAGCCUGUUAUGGAAAGGAUGCACAUUCCAUGGAGGAAACAAGCAA